Molecule: messenger RNA, 1347 nt
Organism: Nilaparvata lugens (brown planthopper)
Lineage: Eukaryota; Metazoa; Arthropoda; Insecta; Hemiptera; Delphacidae
Gene: Cdc37
Product: hsp90 co-chaperone Cdc37
Biological process (GO): protein folding; protein stabilization
Cellular component (GO): cytoplasm
Molecular function (GO): protein-folding chaperone binding; heat shock protein binding; protein kinase binding
Source: RefSeq, a predicted model, not a curated record
UCUUUGAUGUAUCGAUAAAAUUUCCAAGUUUUCAUCGUUUUCGAGAACUUUGUAAAUGUGUGGUUAGUUAUUUGCAUGCUAUUGAAAUACAUUUGAAAUGGUGGAUUAUAGUAAAUGGAAGGAUAUAGAGAUAUCCGAUGACGAAGAUGAAACACAUCCAAACAUCGAUAGUCCCUCUCUGUUCAGAUGGCGACAUCAGGCCCGUAUCGAACGCAUGGAGCAACAACAACGUGAGAAGGAGGAGUUCGAGCAAUCUAAAAAAUUACACAAACAGAAGGUGGAAAGCACACAAAAGAAACUGAUGGAGACUGAGAAACAGGGAGGCGAUAUUAGUGAACUGCGCAAGGCGUUAGAUCAGCUAGAAAUCGAGGGUGCCAACCUCAAGAAACAAGAAGAGGAUCUCAACAAAAAAGAAAAGGUAACACCCUGGAACGUGGACACAAUCAGCAAGCCGGGCUUCACGAAGACAAUAGUGAACACAAAGCCGGAGCGACGGGAGGAGAAUCUGAGUGAGGAGGAGCGCGAACAGCGGCUGAAGGUGUUCAUCAAGGAGAACGAGAACCUGAAGAAGUUCGGCAUGCUGCAGAAGUACAACGACAGCAAGCAGUUCCUCAGCGAGCAUCCGCAUCUCGUCUGCGAGGAUACCGCUAACUAUCUCGUCAUAUGGUGCAUCAACCUCGAGAUGGAGGAGAAAAGAAACCUAGUACGGCAUGUGGCUCACCAGAGCAUUUGCAUACAAUAUAUUCUCGAACUUUCCAAACAACUAGAAGUGGAUCCCCGCGCUUGUGUGGGAGCUUUCUUCUCAAAGAUCCAGGUGGCUGAGCCCGAGUACAAGCAGUCGUUUAACGACGAGGUUGAGGCAUUCAUCGAACGAGUCAGGAAGAGGGCCAAGGAGAAGCUGGAGAAGGCCAUGAAGGAGGUGGAGGAGGAGGAGAGACUGGCGAGGCUGGGGCCGGGCGGGUUGGACCCCAUUGAAGUCAUGGAAACUCUGCCUGAGGAGCUGAAAGCGUGUUUCGAGUCACAGGACAUAGGCCUGCUGCAAGAGACGUUGGCAAAGAUGUCCAACGAAGACGCCAUCUACCACAUGAAGCGCUGUGUGGAUAGCGGUCUGUGGGUGCCCGAGAAGAAGGAUAAAGCCGACGCCGGUGAGGGUGAGGCGUCAACCGAAGGGGCGGCGCUGUCAAAAGCCGAUGAGGACGAGGAAAAGUUCUAUGACGCAAUCAGUUCGUCCGUCGAGAAAGUCGACUGAAGGUCAAAAUUGCAAAUUGAUUCAAAAGUUAUGAUUGGGGAUUUAAAUUUUUAAUUGAAUUUAGUUUAUUGAUUGAAUUCAAUCUAUUAGGUCCGGUU